CAUUACUUCAUUCUAUUAAACACUCCUCUCCUUCCCCAUCCCUCCAGUUCCAAUGGCAGCGGUCUAGAUGUUGAGCGUCAAAACCUUAGCAGAGAGCCCCAACCUCACCUGCAUACCGCCGGCCUAUUCCUUCCUUUCCUCCUCACAGGCAAUAUCCAGCCCAGAUGACAGAGGAGGAGGUGAACAGCCAAUUCCCAUCAUUGAUUUCUCCCUCUUGACCUUGAGUACUCCUGAUCAACGGUCCAAAAUCAUACAGGAGCUAGAUUACGCUUGCCGAGAGUGGGGCUUCUUCAUGGUGAUCAAUCAUGGUGUUGAUGAGGGCCUGAUGAACAGUAUGCUGGAGGGGUGUAGAGAAUUUUUCGAUCUGACAGAUGAGGAGAAGAGGGUUAACGAAGGGAAGCAUGUGUUGGACCCUAUCAGGUACGGGACCAGCUUCAAUGCUUCUGUGGAUGAAGUCUCCCUCUGGAGGGAUUAUCUCAAGGUCAUUGUUCACCAGGAGUUCCACUGCCCAAACAAGCCUGCAGAUUUCAGCAACGUGCUACAAGAGUACACUAAGGCAGUUCGAGAUGUGGUGAGGGGAUUACUAGAAGGAAUCUCCGAAAAUUUGGGACUGGAAUCUUGCUAUAUAAACAGGGCUUUGGAUCUUGAAUCGAGUCUGCAGAUCCUCAUUGCGAACCUAUACCCGCCUUGCCCACAGCCCGAGCUGGCAAUGGGGCUGCCCUCUCAUUCGGACCAUGGCUUAUUAACUAUGCUCAUAGAGAACGGGAUCAGCGGGCUUCAAAUUCAACAUAAGGGCAAGUGGGUCAACGUGAAUGCAGCCCCAGGAGCAUUCUUGGUUAACACAGGCGAUCAUGUGGAGAUUCUGAGCAAUGGGAAGUACAGGAGCGUACUCCACCGAGCAGUAGUGAACAACAAAAGUACGAGAAUAUCCAUUGCUUUGGCGAAUGGACCAUCACCUGAAGCGAUUGUUAGCCCUGCAGAGGAGCUGCUAGGAAAUGGAAGCUCUCGCGCAGCCUAUAUCGGGAUGAAGUACAAGGACUAUGUUGAGCUUCAGCAGAGCAACAAGCUCAGUGGGAAAUCCUGCCUUGACCGCGUAAAGAUUUGGCCUAAAAUGCCAGGAGAUUACUAAGUUCUACAAAUCACGGAGUCUGUUCUGCGAAUACAAAUAAAUUCUGAUUCUUCAGGAGUAUGGAAGAAUUAUCAUACAAAAAUUAAUAGUUUUUAUGAUAUGUGUAGUACCUGAGUGAUACCGGAAGAGAAGAAUAGUUUCUAUUGUUGGAUCAAAUGGAAUAUCUGUGCAGGAAAACUAUUGAAAGUUGCUCUAUUUCCUCUGUUUCCGAAAGUGAA
Punica granatum (pomegranate) is the source of this 1347-nucleotide messenger RNA. The record is from RefSeq and is a predicted model, not a curated record. NCBI's taxonomy places the organism in Eukaryota, Viridiplantae, Streptophyta, Magnoliopsida, Myrtales, Lythraceae.